CUUCACCCUUCAUUCAACCAUCACGACCAUGUCUCUCAACAACUACGCCUCGAACUUUCCCUUCAACAUCGGAAGUCUCGCUCUUAAUGGCUUUAUCUCAACCCAUGGGGUAGUCAAUUUGCUGAAUAUCCCCUACGCAACAAUUCCCGCCCGAUUCAAAACCGCUACCUUGCUUGACCCUUCUGUCAUCCCCGGUAGACGGGAUGCCUCCCAUUACGGCCCGCGAUGUCCCCAGCCGCCAGACCCGCUCCACGGUCUGAUGAGCCAUAUGUUCGAAGACAUGUCCCUGUCCCAUCAAAGCGGUGAAUUAGACUGUCUUCAUCUCAAUGUAUAUGCGCCCCCCAGCGCCUUGUCACCACAGAAUCCCAAGGUUCCCGUAUUGGUCUGGAUUCAUGGCGGAUCAUUCAACACCGGCACCAACGCUACCGAGUUUGACGGCAACCAUCUAGUCAAGCGAUCCAUGGAUCUAGGCAAACCCAUAAUCGUGGUAACUAUUAACUAUCGCCUGAACAUCCUCGGCUUUCUAUCCUCCCACGAACUUAUCGAAGAAGCCAAAGAAUCCAACGAAAUUCCAAUCCUCAAUCAAGGGCUUAACGACCAAGCAAUUGCCCUGCAAUGGAUCCAACAAAACAUCUCACACUUCGGCGGCGACGCCUCACAAGUCACAGCCGCGGGCGAGUCCGCAGGUGCAGCAUCCAUCUUCUACCUACUCAAACACGGAGUCCCUCUAUUCUCAAAAGCCAUAAUCUGCUCCAGCCCACACCUCCUAUUCCGUAAACUCUCCGACGUCCAACCAAUCUUCAACCACCUUAUCCAAGCCAUCGGCAUCGACGCAUCCGCAUCCCACCAUACUAAACUCCAAGCCCUGAGAAGCUACAAAGCCGAAGAUCUCGUCGCUCUAAUCCCAUCAUUGCCCGUAUCUUUCCCCAUCGAGGAUCCCAACUGGUUUGUCGAUUGGGAUGCGGAGAAGAUAUCCUCGGGGCAAUACUGGGCGGAGUUACCGUCCUGGUGUCCGGAGAUAAUCAUCGGGCAUUUGAAAGAUGAAGCUGCGCUGUUUCUGAACCCGAAAUACCCGUCUGACCUCACGAAGGAAGAGGUCUUGAAUCAUAUACAGCAUAGUAUAUCAAAUCCCUGUCCCGCGGAGAUAGCCCUAUCCGUCAUGAAACCAGAUGUCGACACACCGUUGCGAUCCCUCCUCGCUCUCGCAACGCACACAUUGUUCAUAGCGCCUGAUAUUGAAUUCGCGACGCGGGUGGCGUCACAUCCCAAUCACAAGACAUAUCUCUACUCGAUCGAUAUUGUGGACAAUGUCCCCGGCCCGUUGGGCGGCUACGCGUGGCACUCGUUCGGCAAUGCGGUAUUUUUCUAUCAGCCUGCUUGUCAAGCGAAUCGGGAGUUAGGCGCAACCGCGGAUAAAAUGAGCGAUGCGUAUACUAGCUUUAUGUACGGGGAUAGAAACCCCGUCUGGGAAGAAUUUGGGAAGAACGGGCGCAUGCUGAGCUGGAACGGGAAGAGAACUGGUCUCGUUCAUGUAGGCUUCGACUGGAAGGAUCUGGUUCUAGAGCAGUUGAUUACAGAAGGUAGACAGGAUUGGAUUGAUGCGUAUAGACGGGAUGGAUGGAAGCUUUCUUUCCCAGUUCCUGGUGUUUGUCGGCGGAGAAUGACCUGAGGAGGGAAAGUAUGUAUCUUUUUGGUUAGGUAGUAUAUGCUUGUUGAAGGGUAGAAUAUUCCUGAUUUUGGCACACUAUGGUAUCAAAGAAGCAAGGCUUGAUAAUCUGGGGCAGGUCCAUGGGGAUGAAUCUAUUUGUUAUCUCCGGGCCACGCGUCUCCAGU
Molecule: messenger RNA, 1833 nt
Organism: Aspergillus sclerotioniger CBS 115572
Lineage: Eukaryota; Fungi; Ascomycota; Eurotiomycetes; Eurotiales; Aspergillaceae
Product: alpha/beta-hydrolase
Exons: 2
Coding region: 29-1669 (546 amino acids)
Molecular function (GO): hydrolase activity
Source: RefSeq, a predicted model, not a curated record